GGGGUUUCCGACUCGGUGACGUAAAUGGAAAAGAGAAUCAAACUGCGGACAUAAUCUGAGUGAGCAGUAUAGAGUACAGGGCAGGAAAAAAGGGCUGACAUCUUCCCCUCGGACUGAUUCUCGGGGAAUGUAGUAGCGGAUCCCUCUAGGUUGAGAUUAGUCAGAUUUACAGGACAGUUGGUUGAAUGUACACGGUGUAACGUUAGCACCGAAGCUCACUGCGUUCCGCCCUAUUCUGCUUCACUUGCUUUCAGUAACGUUACUAUCAGAUCCGUCUGUACGACCGGCUGAUUCAGAAGAAGAGAACUGCAAACUAGAGCACAUGCAUCUCAGCUCCGCAAGCAAGAGAAUUUAGCGGAGGCAACAGAGGACGAGUCCUCGUAAAGGAUUAUGAUAUCUUGAGCAAGAUUCAUUUUUUACUAAUAACUUGAACUUCCUAGUGGUCUUUAAACACCCUGUAUUUAAUUGACAGCAUCUGUCAGUUUUGUAGUUCUUAACGUAUUUGGGGUGCAACAAUUUGCUUUUGUUUCCUGGUUUCUUUUCUUUUUCUAUUUACGAGAAGAUUGUUGGAGUGAAAGGACUUUUUUUCCCCAAUCCUUUUCCAUUUUGGCUCAAUUAGUCUAGUUAUCUUUCCGUUUAUUGCUUAAACACGAAUCCUUGUUAGAGUUAAGAGGAAGAAAUUACUUCAUAAAUGGAAUUUUCCCAACGGGAAAACUAACUGGAAUUUGUAGAGACCUUGACAAACAUUCUUUUGUGUAUCGGGAGUGUCCGUGUCCUUGAGGUUUGGAGCUUUGUUGAAAUCAUUCCGUGGAAGGAACUGAGACGCUUCACACAAGCUCCUCUAACUCGCUGACCUCUCGUAAGGACUCAAGUAGAACAUUACAAGGUUGUUCUUGGGAAAUGGGAUCUGAAAAGGACUCUGAAUCACCCCACUCCUCUGUUAGCGGCAUUCCCAAUCCGAAAUGCCGUGGGCCGGGCAAGAAGCAAGGAAGGAUCUCUUUUCAUAGUCUCUUCCAUAGCAAACGUGGAUCCAGGGGGAACAAGGCUAAUGUGGGAACUCCUCUUGUGCAACAGCUGCACCAACAGCAACAACUCCAGCAACAGCAGCUUCUCCAGCCCCCCACACCUACCAAUGUUUCAUCAGACCCUUCUACGGCAGACCCGGCUGAACCUUUGUCCGCUAGCCAGGCCUCUCUGGGAGGUCAAGAACUCCUAGAGUGUCCCCUGUGCCUGGUGCGGCAGCCUGCAGAGCAGCUUCCUGAGCUCCUGGGAUGCAGCCACCGGUCUUGCCUGUGCUGUCUAAGGCAGUACUUGCGUAUCGAGAUCACGGAGAGCCGAGUGCAGCUCAGCUGUCCGGAGUGCGCCGAACGACUUGCCCCAAGGCAGGUGGCCCUCAUCCUGGAUGAUCCCAGCCUGAUGGAGAAGUAUGAAGAGUUUCUGCUGCGCCGCUGCCUGGCAUCAGACCCUGAUUGCAGAUGGUGUCCAGCUCCAGACUGUGGGUUCGCAGUCAUCGCCUCUGGAUGUGCCAGCUGCCCCAGGCUGGUGUGUCGAAGAGAAGGGUGUGGUGCUGAGUUCUGUUACCAUUGCAAGCAAGUUUGGCAUCCUAACCAGACCUGUGACUCUGCCCGCCAGCAGAGGGCGCUGUCCUUGAGAACGCACAGUAACCACUCACCCAGCUACACGGCCGAGCAGGGACAUACUGAUGACAUCAAGCCUUGCCCCCGAUGCGGUGCCUACAUCAUCAAGAUGAAUGACGGCAGCUGUAAUCACAUGACCUGUGCUGUGUGCGGCUGUGAGUUCUGCUGGCUCUGUAUGAAGGAGAUUUCAGACCUGCACUACCUCAGCAUUCCUGUUUACAUUGGACGCAAGAUCCACUCGCACUACGAGGGCAAGAAAACGUCCCAUCACAGGAGGAAUCUCGCUAUCACUGGUGGUGUGGCUCUGUCAAUCAUCACGGCUCCAGUCAUCGCUGCGGUCAGCGUGGGCAUUGGCGUCCCUAUCAUGUUGGCAUAUGUGUAUGGUGUUGUGCCUAUCUCUCUGUGCCGCGGCGGGGGCUGCGGGGUGAGCCGGGGGAAAGGGCGAGGUGUUAGGAUAGACUUUGAUGAGGAUGACGGGCCUAUUACAGUUGCUGAUGCAUGGCGAGCGCUGAAGUCUCCCAGCCUGGGCGAGAGCAGUUUGGAGGGAGGAGCCAGCGGCCUCAGCACCACCUCUCCCAGCGAGGGCUUGUCCGUCGCCCCAGGGGGUCUGGGAGACACGCCCCACUUCAACACACUUGCAGGAGGAGCGCUUGGUGCGAGGACAGGAAAACACAGCAGGCUGGAGGUGCAGGCGACAGAGCUGGGAAAGGAAGGUGCUGGAAGGGAGACGGGCAGCUUGGGAGCGGCCAGUGACUGUGCCAGCACUAGGGGCAUGGCAGGAUCAAUCACUUCCUCUUACACCUUACCUGACAGAGAGGGCACUAACCUUGAGAUCCAGGUGGACAUUGAAACGAAACCGAGCCAUUUGGGUCUAACCACUGAAGAGGAUCUGGCUCCGCCCACUGCUGCCAUGGCUCCCGGCUCAGGGGAGGAGCCUCAGGACUGCAGCUCCCGCAGGAGCAGGGUUGUCAUGGAUUCCCCUCUGGGCCUGUCGCCUGGGAUGUCACUCAGGGAGGGUCUCCGAGAUGUCACCCUCGCUCAGCCGGAAAGCAUCCGCAGUGACCUAGAGAUGUCCGACACGCAGUCGGACGACAUCGCAGAGCUAACGUCCGACGACUGCGACUCACCCCACCCCAAGAGCUGCCACGCCGCUCCCCCGCCGCAGACCACCUGCAGAGCAUUGAACCCCACCGACAGCCUGCACUGUCCCGACAAUGUCAUUCUGUACGUGUGAGAGAGACUCUCACCAUUGCACAAAGCCAACCGUUUCUGAGCUUUUGACGCUUUACCUCUUCAUUUGCUGCUUUUUGUAAUUAUUAAAACACCUUAAUGGCAUCCAGACAACUCAUGGAACUGAACUCAUUGCUCUGCUCGACUGUCCCGUCUGGUUAUUACAGACACGGACAGGUCCUCUACCUCUUGAGAAAUUCAUACUGUUAUUCAUUGGUUGGUGUUUACUUCUCAGUGUGGAAAUGCCUUGAUCAAAAAAGCGCUGAAUCGGUACUAUCGCGACCAGAAGAAUUUCCUUAGAAAACAAACAGACAAAUAAUGUGAAAUGUCUCCAAGCACAUGUAUAUGUGAGAGGCUUUCGAGUGGAUUGUAUAUGGAUGACACAUUACAGUAUUGUUUGUAUGUUUGUUUUACUCGUUUUUAAUAUUGACCUGGAAAUUGUAUGAUUCGCCGCAUGCUCAUUCGCAUGCUAGUAUUGUUUUGGUCGCACUGGCCCGGUUUGCACAGAAGAAUACACACACACACACACACACACUUCAGAGUGAGAGUAAGGUCAGUGCAAUGGGAGACUGAUCCGAACUUCACUAGCAGACAGUUUCACCUGAAUCACUGACUGCCUGCCUUACAGACAGAGCACAUGCACUCCGAUCCCUUACACUGUCUGUGACUCACUGACAACACUGUUUAUGCCCUCUUGAGCGGAGACGUGAGAGAUGGAUGUAUUGUUGAUUUUAUUGCUAGGUAUUAAAAUCAUAUAGUAUCAAGAAUGGAAUUGCCAUUCACAUGCAUGUCUGUUGUUAAUAAUAUUAUUUAAUUAUGAUUUUUGGCUGUUUUAUCUCUUUCUUAAGCACAUGGCUUUUGAAUCUUUUUGUUUUGCGCAAUUGCAUUUUUUUAUGUUAAUUUUCCCUCUAGCUGGAUGGAUGGAGAGCGAGUUGGGUUGGAUGGAUGAGCACUCCUGCACUUUAUCCCACUAUUUAUCAUUGUUCUACAUUGUAGGCUUAUAUUUAUGCACUUCAUUUUUUCUUUUGGAGCUUCUCUGGGAAACAUUUGAAUGGUGUAGUCAUGAUUUUGUUAUUUAAUUUUGUGUGUAAUUGUUUUGCAUUUUUAACAUGCUAUGCUUUCGGAAUCUCAUAAUUAUCUUUGGCUGCAGAAAGAGAAUCAUCGGUUUUUACAUGUAAUGAUGGAUUAGCUUUGUCUUGUAAUCAAAUGACUUGUGGUUGUCACAUCUUUUGCUUUUUUUGGUGUGAAGAUGCUUUUAUAUUUUCAGUUUUGUGAGCGGAUUGUGAAAACUACUUGAUAAUUUGAACUUUAAACUGGUUAUGUAUGGUGAAAUGAGUGUUAACUAAAUUCAGUUACAUAAGCAAUAUGCUGAAAGGAAGGUGUAUUAAAUCUGGCAUUGUUUUGUACAUCCCCACAAAGAGAACUGCACUGGCUGUGAGUGUUUGAAUCAACAUGAAAAUAAACAUUUCCUCCUUUGUGGCAA
This is a messenger RNA of Sinocyclocheilus anshuiensis, 4350 nucleotides long. RefSeq names its product ring finger protein 19B (gene rnf19b). Gene Ontology annotation, biological process: protein ubiquitination. The record is from RefSeq and is a predicted model, not a curated record. NCBI's taxonomy places the organism in Eukaryota, Metazoa, Chordata, Actinopteri, Cypriniformes, Cyprinidae. Bases 901 to 2871 code for a protein of 656 amino acids. The transcript has 10 exons. Gene Ontology annotation, molecular function: zinc ion binding; ubiquitin-protein transferase activity.